AUGCGUAUUAUAGAAGAAAAGACCAUUUUUGUUACGUGCGGCGCAACGAUACCCUUUCCAAGGCUCGUCUCAUGCGUGCUGAGCGAUGAAUUUUGCCAAGAAUUGAUUCAAUAUGGGUUCGUGCGUCUUAUCAUUCAGUUUGGGAAAAACUACGUUUCUGAAUUUGAACGUUUGGUGCAAGAACGUGGUGGUCAAAGAGAGAACCAAAAAUUUCCAACCGAGCAGUUUGGCUGCGGUGACACCGUAAGGCACUACGCCUUAAUGAACGGGAAAUUAGAGGUGACCGGGUUCGACUUUUCGACCAAGAUGCAAAGCAUCAUACGUGAUUAUUCAGACUUGGUCAUAUCACACGCCGGAACAGGCUCAAUACUGGAUUCUCUACGGUUGAACAAACCACUGCUAGUUUGUGUGAAUGAUGCUUUGAUGGAUAACCACCAGCAGCAGAUAGCAGACAAGUUUGUGGAGUUGGGCUAUGUAUGGUCUUGUGCACCCACUGAAACAGGUUUGAUAGCUGGUUUACGUGCGUCUCAAACAGAGAAACUGAAAUCAUUCCCCGUUUCUCAUAACUCGUCGUUUGAACGAUUACUAAGUGAAACUAUAUAUAGCUAG
Molecule: messenger RNA, 609 nt
Organism: Saccharomyces paradoxus
Lineage: Eukaryota; Fungi; Ascomycota; Saccharomycetes; Saccharomycetales; Saccharomycetaceae
Gene: ALG13
Product: N-acetylglucosaminyldiphosphodolichol N-acetylglucosaminyltransferase catalytic subunit ALG13
Exons: 1
Coding region: 1-609 (202 amino acids)
Biological process (GO): dolichol-linked oligosaccharide biosynthetic process
Cellular component (GO): extrinsic component of endoplasmic reticulum membrane; UDP-N-acetylglucosamine transferase complex
Molecular function (GO): hexosyltransferase activity
Source: RefSeq, a predicted model, not a curated record